GGCAAAUAUUAAAAUUUCUUUUUUCUUUUCUCAGUUUCCUUCUUUCCCAGAUAGCUGCAACGCCAGUACUACCCAUCUCCUUCAACCAAACCUUCUGCCCCACCAGACUUCUUCAUUCCUCUAUUUACGACGGCCAACCUUAUUAAAAAAGGUAGUUAAACUCGUUCUACACCCAAACAAAUCUGUCGCGUGCACUUAACAUUGAAUUCCUCUGGUUGUUCGUGGGAACGACUUCUAGGGUUUCGAAUUGUACUGUUUUGCAGAUUUUGAUCCUGUUAGUUUUGUUGAAUCUGGGUAUUAAGGUUUAAUGUCUUGCGAAUUUCGAUUGACCGUAGAGGCUUUAGUUACCUAUGUUCUUGUCCAUCCGUAUUGUCCCUGAAUAUUAUCGAGUGAACUCCAAGCCUCCAUUAAUGGAGGAUGAACACUGAAAUCAUGUUUUUCAACCAACUAUCAACUUACACUCCUCUGCCAAACAAAAUUGGAAUGUACUUGAGGUUCCAACGCAAUUCUAGUUGUUCACCUGUGGAAGAUUCACAUAAUCGAGCUUCUGAAAUCGUCAUCAAUGGCUUAUAGACAUUGAAAUUGAGCUUCAGCAAAUCAAUGAAAACUUUAUGUGAAGCAAAUCUAACGUAAUCUAUCCUAACCAAAAGGAGGUUCCAGGCAUGUCCCUGAAAGUUGAAAUCGGGACCUUCAAAACUUGUUUGGAAUGUGAGUAGAGCUCCCAAGCAUCCAUUAAUGGCAGAAGCUCCAAAGAUUAAUCCAGCGAGGGGUAUUUAGGUUCUUGAGGAAGAAACAUCCAUUAAUUGCCUGGGUUUCUCGAGGCUAGCGACGACGAGCCAGAUCGGAACCACCGAACUGUGAAAGAGAAAAUUGACCAUCCAUGACCAUAUCUACGCACUGGAGUUCAGGGAAAGAGGAAGGAAAGGAAAAGAAAAAGCGUUUAAAAAAAAGAAAAAUUAAAUAAUUCCUACUUGGGCUGCCACGUGGCUAAACGCACUGAUAGCUAACCUGGAAACCUGUUGGUGACCUGCAAAAUAGUUCAAUUGGACGUUUUUUAAGAGUUUGAGGGUUUAAUUGGGCGUUUCCAAAGUAUGAAGGUUUAAUUGACUUUUUCGAUACAGGGCAUAUUUAACACUUUUCUCUCUUUUUUUUUUUAAUCCGUACCCAUUUAUACAUUACCAAUUUGAUAUUCUGAGUCUGAUUACUAGAAUCCGAUUCAUUAUGUACAGUUUUGACUUUUGACUAAUUUUUGUUACUAAAUGCCGAUAGGAAUGUGACACCAAGACCCCUCGUUCUCCAAAGUUGGCUGUUUCUUUCCGCCGCUCUCUCAGCCUAAAACCAGUGCUAUCCUGCGCCUUCCGACUUUGUCUGCCGACUGGUCACUGCUCGCCGGCCGCCGCUCCAGUCCUCGUCGUUUUUUCCGGUCAGAUAUCUUUGAUAUACGGAGAACACCAUUAAAUUCAAGCGAUUGGGUUGUUAAAUUAGUUUACAUGUGUUUGAUUAAAUUCCUGACAUACUAGGCUACUAAUUACAGGUAAAGACGUGAUGAUGUUCUUGAUACAAAAAAUUAUUUAUAUGUAUUUAUACAUUGAUAGAAGUUUAGUUUCUCUUAUUUUUUGCAGUAUCUAAUAGUUAAUAGUAUGAUCUUCCAUCUUCAUUCAUUCAUUCCAUCUCUCUAUCACAGUAGGCUGUUUUCACUUUCUCGGUUGGAAUCAUCCCUCCAUGGCAGAAAAUGAAGCUUCAAAUUCGGUAAAAGACCGUGCUUCAAGCGAGCUGAGCUCGAUUACGAAUGUCAAACGCUUGCAUUUCUGGCUUCUACUAUCCCUGAAUGUGGUGUUCCUCUUGGUUGGUCAGGCUGCUGCUAUCAUUCUUGGGAGAAUUUACUAUGACAAAGGCGGGGAACAGUACAUGGUUGGCCACAAUUAUUCAGACAGCUGGGUUUCCUGUGCUUUUAAUCCCUUAUUUUCUUAUUCCAUCUCCCAAACAACACUCGGCUGAUUCAUCAAACCACCCCAAACCUCCACCAUCCGCCAUCAAGGUUGCUAUGACCUACCUCUUGCUUGGUGCCCUCAUUGCCGGGGACAACAUGCUAUAUUCCAUUUCACUUUUGUACCUAUCCGCCUCAACUUAUUCCCUUAUUUGUGCAACACAACUAGUCUUCAAUGCCAUUUUCUCAUUUUUCAUCAAUGGCCAAAAAUUCACAGUGUUUAUUUUUAACUCUGUGAUUGUCCUCUCGUUAGCUGCGAGUAUGCUUGCCAUUGACGAGGACUCCGAUAAACCUUUGGGCGUAACUAGGGGGAAAUAUAUAUUUGGAAUUAUUGCUGCUAUCAUAGCCUCUGCGUUGUACUCCCUCACACUCUCCUUGAUGCAGCUUUCGUUUCGGAAAGUGAUAAAGAGAGAAACUUUCCGUGUGGUUCUUGAAAUGCAAAUAUUUACAUCACUGGUAGCCACGGCAGUCUCCACCGCUGGGCUUUUUGUGAGUGGAGAAUGGAGAACUUUGCCGGGAGAAAUGCACAGUUUCACUUCAGGAAAAGCUGCGUAUGUGCAGGUGUUAGUGUGGACAGGCGUGGGGUGGCAGAUAUGCGCGGUUGGUGUUGUGGGUUUGAUUUUUGUGGUGUCCUCACUCUUCUCAAAUGUUAUUAGUACUCUUUCUCUAGCUGUCACUCCUGCUGCUUCGGUGAUCAUCCUGCACGAUAAGAUGAGCGGUAUCAAAAUCAUUGCCUUGCUAAUGUCAAUGUGGGGUUUCACAACUUACAUAUAUCAGAAUUACCUGGAUGAUUUGAAGGAAGGGAAAUCACGCAUUGAUUCGAGUAAUAAUAAUGUUCCUAAUGAUACCCGUUGUUAAUCAUAGUUGGAUGCAUCAGACCUUUCACAAUAAAGGAUCAAGUUUCACAUAAGAUAAGCAAGUUACAUUUGACAAAUAAAUUAUUUUUAUUGUCCUCCUUGAAGUGUAAAGUGUACCCUCCCAGCCCAGGCCAAGUAUGUGGAGUCCUUUGAUUUUGGAAGGAAUUCCUACUUCUGAGAGCUUUAUAACAAGCUUUAGUGAGAGAAAAAUGCACAACCCUUAUUUCCUCCGUGCGUUAUUCAAGUUCACAUGACUUUGGUCCAUAUGAUUUAUUCAAAUUCGUUAUGUUAAGUGUGAAUGUGUG
Messenger RNA from Cuscuta epithymum, 3149 nucleotides. The record is from the annotation of a GenBank genome assembly. Lineage: Eukaryota; Viridiplantae; Streptophyta; Magnoliopsida; Solanales; Convolvulaceae.